GUCCAAACAAAGGGGCGUAUAAACGUAGCUACUUUCUAAGAAAAUGGACAUACACAGUGCUGCCCUCAUUGGUGACUUGAGUGCUUUAAAAGAUGCCAUCAAGAGAGGAAAGGAUGUCAACAGUGUGAAUAAGGAUGGGCGGACUCCACUCUAUUGGGCAGCCAGCUAUGGUCACACUGACUGUGUUAAAAAGCUGCUCUCCUCAGGAGCUGUAGUGGACCUGGCUGACAUGGAUGGGGACACUCCACUCAUGAGGGCAGCCAAUGGAGGGUACACUGACUGUGUUAAAAAACUGCUCUCCUCAGGAGCCGUUGUGGACCUGGCUAACAAGGAUGGGGACACUCCACUCAUGAGGGCAGCCUUCUGGGAACACGAAGAUACUGUGAAGGAGCUUCUCUCAUCAGGGGCUUCCCCUCUCUGCACUAAUAAUGAUGGACAGACUGCUCUGAUGGUGGCCAAGAGAUCACAAUUCUCUAACCCUUCAGUAAUACAGUUGCUUGAGGAAGCUGCUGAAUCACAUUUAUGUCUGCAGUCUGUUCCAGUCCUACCCAAGAACUGGACUGUCGUCACUGACACAGAAACGAAGAAGCCAGUCUACCAGAACAAGGCAGCAGGGGAAACCCUAUCCACACCACCUGGAUAUCCCCUGCACCAAACCUCCGCAUACCCUGAUGUCACUUUCUACGACAUGCCUCAAGAGAAGGAGUUCACCUCCAGUGGUGGCCACGCUGACUUUGACAAUGGAGUGCAAGUGACUGUUUCAGCUAAUGCUGUCCCAGCAGGGACCUCUGUGAGCAUUAGUGUCCAACCCAGCCUUGCUUCAAAUGACGUGUUUGUGAUGCCUGAGGGCAUUCAGUCUGCCAGUCCGUCCUACUUGAUCUCUGGUGAAGGUCUAAACGGAGAGGUGACCCUGAGCAUGGAGCAUCAUGUACGCGUGUCCACCCAACAAGAAGCUGAUGACCUCCUCUUUCUCCAAGCUGACUCGUCUCCCAAGAGAUCUGGAUCAAAGAGUAUAUACCAGUACCAGGUACAAGAGGGAGGGUCGAAGGCAGAGUUCACUCCUGGUGGGAACACUGGGAGACUGACCAGACGUUUGUCAAAGAAGAAGUUUUUCAAAGUUGGGGCUCGAAUUAAGAAAUGGUUUCGAGGUUCAUCCCAACUUGCUGCCAGCCAGCCUGAUGACCCCCCAGAGCCUGAGAGUCCACCUAACCUCUACACUGUCAGAGUCUACCGGUCUCCGCCGCACACAACUGAGGACAGAAUGGCUCUUGUCAUUGUCAGCUACUUCCACCGGCUGUUUUUCGAUUUCUUGCAGAGGUUUGAGGUUGUCGUCAUUCCCCGAGAGUAUCCACACUUGUCAAGUAGCCCUGCUGAUAAGACAAUCAAACAACCUCUUUGCUUUGUCCAAGUUGAUGCAGUACUGGAGCUAGUCUGUGACCCAGCCUGGAGGAGUGUGCCUGACCAGAGAAUGAUUUCCCAAGAUGAAGUAGACUUGCCAGUGAUUGGUAAGUUCUCGCCAGAGGAGCUUCAGUGUUACCCACCCAGGAUAGUGUGUCGGUUCUUCCCUGAGCAAGGAGCUGUCUCCUGCACCACAUGCAAUCUCUCACUGCAUGGCUUUGACAAGCCAGUCAGUGUGGACAUGGCACUGCUCACUCCUCAGAGAUCAGUGGACACUAAACAACUCAAGGAAGCCACUGAAGUACUGAGGAGAACAGUUGGUGAGAUGACCACCUCACAGCUUGGCUCUACUGUGGAGACUGUACUGUCACUAAUGGAAAAAAUGACAACUGCACUUCAGUCAUCUUCUCUGAGUGAGCUGACAGCCUACACUGACUCCAUACGGACAGAGAUAAAGGCAGUCCUUGUAGUGACCAGGAGGGUUGUCCAGGAGUGCACAGUACAGAGCAUCAGUGAGAACAUGGGAGCCAGUCUCUCUAAGAUGGAGACUUUAUCUCACCAGCUUUGUCAUGUGACCAAGGUCAAACUCAGAUACUGUCUAGACCAGUCAGAGGAGACAGCUGCUCUUGUUGACCUGGUGGAGAAUGGAGCUAAUCUGUUGAGAGCUGUAGACUGUCUACUCAGGGACAUCCACACACUCAGUGGAGUCAGUGGACCAUCCGCUAAACGAGUCACUCUUCAAGAACUAGUAGAGCAAUACAAUCUGACUGACGAGCAACUCAACAGUGAAAUAGAAGACUCUGAAACUCCCGAAAUGGCCUCAUGUUUUGAUGAUGUGGACCUUUAUUCGAGUUCAAUGGGGCUAGGUAUUGCUGAUCAAGCCGAUGUGAAGAGGUUGUACCAUAGUGAAGGUACUCGAGCAGCCAUGAUGAAGUGUUUGCAAAUCUGGAAAGAACGUAAUCCUUUUCAAGCAACUUACAGAGCUCUACUGGAUAUCGCACUGAGAUUGGGGAAAGGAGACACAGCUCAUCAAAUCUGUCAGCAAUUGAUCCAACGAGGUGUGAGAGGUGUGGUCACUGGCUCGGACUGUAUACAGGUUGAGGCUGGCGUUGCACGGAAGGUUCCGACUGUAGCCAGGACUGUGGUGGACAUUGAUGAAGCCACUGAAGUACUGAGGACAACAGUUGGUGAGAUGACCACCUCACAGCUUGGCUCUACUUUGGAGACUGUACUGUCACUAAUGGAGAAAAUUACAACUGCACUUCAGUCAUCUUCUCUGAGUGAGCUGACAGGCCACACUGACUCCAUACGGACAAAUGUUACGUCCGUUCGUCAACUGGCCGGGAAGAUUGUCAAGGAGUGCAACAUUGGAGCCAGUCUCUCUAAGAUGGAGACUUUAUCUCAUCAGCUUGGACGGUUGGCCGAGGACAAACUCGAAGACUGUAAAGGCCUGGCAGAGAGUGUUCAAACAUUGCCAAGAACAUUUGAUGGUAAACUUACAUAGUACAUGUGUUAGCGUAUUAUUUGUUUUGUGAUGACCUGUAUUUUUAUCAGUUUGAAUGCACGUAUAAUUAUUUGUUUUUGGAUGAUGUAAGCAGACUAUGAAUAGUCCUAUUUGUUUAAGA
Halichondria panicea is the source of this 3023-nucleotide messenger RNA. RefSeq lists its product as uncharacterized. Lineage: Eukaryota; Metazoa; Porifera; Demospongiae; Suberitida; Halichondriidae. Gene Ontology annotation, molecular function: protein binding. Bases 44 to 2902 code for a protein of 952 amino acids. The transcript is spliced from 20 exons. The record is from RefSeq and is a predicted model, not a curated record.